CCAGAGCUGAGUCAGACAGCUCCUCUCCAGUGUGGGCAAGGAGUGUACAUCGCAGACGACGACAGGCGAUAGGAAACGCAACCUUGGCGAGUUUUGAGCGGGGAUUACGCUGACAAUCUGGGGGUUUGGUAACAAGAGGAGUCCGCAAUGACUUGGGGAACGGAGCUUUGGGACCAGUUUGAAAACCUCGACAAGCAUACUCAAUGGGGGAUCGACUUCCUAGAGAGGUAUGCAAAGUUUGUCAAGGAAAGAGUGGAGAUCGAACAGACUUACGCCAAACAGUUGAGGAACCUGGUGAAAAAGUACUGUCCCAAGCGCUCCAAAGAUGACGAACCUAGGUUCACAUCGUGCCUGUCCUUUUACUCCAUCCUGAACGAGCUCAACGACUAUGCAGGUCAGAGGGAGGUGGUGGCUGAGGAGAUGGGACACAAGGUGUAUGGGGAACUGAUGAGGUACUCACAGGACCUCAAGUCUGAGAGGAAACACCAUCUCCAGGAGGGUAGGAAGGCCCAACAGUAUCUGGACCAGUGUUGGAAACAGAUGGACAAUAGCAAGAAGAAGUUUGAGCGGGAGUGCAAGGAAGCUGAAAAAUCACAGAUCAGCUACGACCGAUUGGACAACGACAUCAACGCCACAAAGUCGGAGGUUGAGAAGGCAAAGUCACAGUUGUACCUGCGCACACACUCGGCAGACGAAAGCAAGAACGAAUACGCUGCUCAGCUGCAGAACUUCAACGGGGAGCAGUGGAAACAUUUCAAUGUGGCCAUUCCGCAGAUAUUCAAGAACCUACAGGACAUGGACGAGAGGAGGACGGUCAAACUGGGGGAGACUUACCGGAGCUUUGCCGAGGUGGAGCGCAGAGUUCUCCCCAUCAUCUCCAAGUGUCUGGAGGGCAUGGUGACCGCUGCCAAGGCUGUGGAUGAACGGAAGGACUCUGCCAUUGUGGUGGAGUCAUUUAAAUCCGGUUUCGAGCCACCUGGAGACUUCCCGUUUGAAGAUUACAGUCAAAACCUCUCCCGGACUGGGUCAGACAACACCAUCAGCACCCCCAAGAACGAGGGGGUGGUUAAGCAAGACCCCAAACACUCGAUCAGCAAGGCGGCCAAGAACAAACUGUGGCUCUUUGGGAAAAAGCCCAAGGGUUCACUGUCUCCCCCCUCCUCUCCUCCCUCAAAACCCCAUCUACCUGACCACGCUCAGACUCCCAAAUUCUCCAGUGACCCCAUAGCUUUCUGUCUAUCUGAAAUGAGAACGGCCAAACCCAGGAUGGCCUCUUUCAGGGGUCUUAAACGAGGGGCUCCGUCACUGGAGGACUUCAGCCAUCUGCCUCCUGAACAGAGACGUAAGAGGCUGCAGGCCAGGAUUGACGAGCUCAGUAAAGAGUUACAGAAAGAAGUGGACCAAAGAGAUGCGUUGAACAAAAUGAAGGACGUGUAUGAGAAGAAUCCUCAGAUGGGCGACCCCCAGAGCCUCCAGCCCAAGAUCUCAGAAACCAUGUGCAACAUGGAGAAACUGCGCUCUGAGAUCCACAAGAAUGAGAGCUGGCUGUCUGAGGUGGAGGGCAAAGUGAGCAGCAGAGGGGACAGGAGACCAAGUGCAGAUGUCAACCAUCAUGCCCCACACGGCAGAGAGAGCCCUGAAGGAAGUUACACAGAUGCUCCCAGCCAGGAGCACCGGAGCCCCCCUCAUCAGCCGGACCCCCGACAGGUGCACCAGCCGGACGAGUUUGAUGAUGAGUUUGACGACGACGAUCCACUCCCAGUCAUCGGUCACUGCAAAGCCCUCUACUCAUUUGACGGUCAGAAUGAAGGCACGCUGCUGAUGAAGGAGGACGAGGUGCUGUAUGUCAUCGAGGAAGACAAGGGCGACGGCUGGACGCGAGCCCGGAAGCAAGGCGGGGAGGAGGGCUACGUGCCCACGUCCUACCUUGACAUCACCAUGGAGAAAAACAGCAAAGGUGCGGUCACCUACAUCUGAUCUGAGCUGCGUGGACACCUCCUAUAUCAAUCCUCUAGUCCCCGCUCUCCGCGGAGGGCCGGUCGCAACGGCAAUCCAUCCUCUUUUGUUCACUGUGUGAGCACACGGACAGACAAAACCUAGCCCCAAACGUCUCUGUGCUAUAAUAGCCACCCUCCCUGGAAAGGAGCUUAGAAUCAAUGAAUAAAACCAUGUGUGUUUGUCGGAUGUCUUAUUCAUAUCCAUUCUUUAUGGCAAAGGUGACUCGUCGUUCCCAAGGGCAGUUGUUUUUAUUGAAUGUUUUUUAAGUGAUUUAUUUUUAAAAUGCUCUUCCGUUUUUAAGGUGUUACCAGUAACAGAAUUUAAAAUUGGAAAAAUUACUUACUGAGUUUUUUUAAUUACUCUUUUUACCUCAGAUGUUCUCUUUUUGAUGUUAAGUGCUUUGUUAUGUAAUUAUGUUAAGACAUGAAUGCAGUUCAACAGUCCUGGUAAGACGGGCCCUGUUUUGUGCCUAUUUUAUCACUCGUGCUUCCCACAACCAUUCUACGCUUUAAGAUAACUGUACACUCCUCCCUCCUCUUUGUGCGAGUUUGUGUCUGUGUCGCCACAGUGCUGCCCUCUGGUGUUCCGGGGCGGUAUUUCACCCCAGGGCGGGGUUCCCCAAUGUGCACCGCUGUCGGUGCUCUGGAACCGGAUCAGUAACUCCUGUCUCUCUCUCUCCCCUGUUGGACUGCAGGUUCCUGAGGGGUGCAGUGUGGUGGAGGGUACAUGCAAUCGCUGAGUCUGGUGGAGCUAGUGGCAGACAUGUUGUCUCUGCGGGGAGGGGGUCGGCAGGUGUAGAGUCAGGUUGCACGUUUGCAUGAACACAUCCGUGACCAUUUACAUCAUUCCACAGUGGCAGAGGUUGUAGCUUAUGCCUAUCGGAAGGGGAGGGUUCUUGAAGUGUGUCUGUCUGGUCAUCCGGGGCACAGAGUCCCAAUCCAGCAGAACAGCCAGAACCUGGGACCUGGGAGAGGGGAAUUCUAGCCAGCUGAGCACCACAUUGUCAUUUAUAUAGAGAAAAGCCAGUGCUCCACUUCUCCGAGCCUCUUUAAUGUUGUAUUUCCGCUCUUAAGGUAACGGCCAACACUAACAGCUUGUCUUGUUGCAUUGUCGCAUUCUCAUUCUUUUGUCGGCAUUGCCUGUCUGUGUCACGGUUCUCUGCUAGUCUAAACGAGUGGCGUCCGCAUGUCUGUAACAUGCACUGGCAUUCCCCUCAUCCAGUAGCAGUCAUGUCUGUAACAUGCACUGGCAUUCCCCUCAUCCAGUAGCGGUCAUGUCUGAAACAUGCACUGGCAUUCCCCUCAUCCAGUAGCGGUCAUGGCGAAUGCAGCGUCUUCUUGGAUGUAACCCCCGCCGUCCCUGCUCCUCUAACCGUGCCGUCUCUUCCAUUCAUCCCGUCGUUUGUUUUCUUCUCGUGUCUUGUUUCUGUCCACCGUGCCGAUGGAGGAACGUCCUGUCAUUGCUGAUGCCUGUGUUGAAUGUGGUCUGUCGUUCUGUUGCUGAGUAACUCAUGUGGGGCUGUAUGGCCGCCGAAAUCAGAUUAGAAGCAGGACUACUCUAGACUCAGCGGGCCUUCCCCUUCACACUACCGCUUGGUCCCCUCCUCUUCCUCUUCAUCCUCCCUGCACCGGCGCCACCGAAAGACCGGACGCGGGGGUGAUAUUGACAUCUUAGCGCCAGCAGACGGCCCUCCUCCCUCACCAGGCAGUCAGUCACCACCACCACAGGAAGCCUGGAGCUAAAACACGCUACAAAGGCCACUGAAACCCCCCCAAUCCAACGACCACACUCCAAAUGUCCACGCGGUAUUUGCCUUAAUACUCUUGAGGGUGGGAAUGGUCCCCACUGAGUGCUCGGCCAUCACUCUCUGCUGCACACAAGGGCUCCAACCGACCGGUGCUCCUCUGGGCACAUCCCAGAACCAACCCCCAUGUCCUGUCUUUUCUACGCCUCCCUGGGGCAGGCUGCGUGCGGCCCCCACGCGUGUGAGUGUCUGACUCCCAUAACGUUCCUCUUUCAAGCGCAUAUUUGUGAAUGUGAUUAUACAUAUAUAAACAUGUGUAUGCAUAUUAAUGUCAGGAUGUGUAUACAGGUAUGUGUAUAUAUGUAGUUAGUUUUAUUAUCAAAUUGUACGUAUUAACAUCUCUUUUCCUCAAUACUGAAUGUGUUUUUAAUUGUGACUUUUUGUAGGGUUUUUAAUCAGACGAAUGACUCGCUUUUCAGAAUCGUGCCGUUAACUCAGCAGCCAUGCGUUUUGUCCAAACAUACUUCUGAAUAGGGACAUGGUCUUAACUGAUGCACUUUUGCCACAUAGCGUUUAAAUUGACCGUUAUUGAAUAAAUGAAUGAAUGACAUGGACUCUGUAUGCUACCUUUUUGUACAAAUGUAAGGUGAAACAACGGCUACUUUUAUUGUAGAAGGUUCAGUACAUGCACAAAAUAAAGUGCUUUACCGUGGCUAGCCAUGUAAGUGAUUUACCGUGGCUAGCCAUGUAAGUGCUUUACCGUGGCUAGCCAUGUAAGUGCUUUACCGUGGCUAGCCAUGUAAGUGCUUUACCGUGGCUAGCCAUGUAAGUGCUUUACCGCGGCUAGCCAUGUAAGUGCUUUACCGCGGCUAGCCAUGUAAGUGCUUUACCGCGGCUAGCCAUGUAAGUGAUUUACCGCGGCUAGCCAUGUAAGUGCUUUACCGCGGGUAGCCAUGUAAGUGCUUUACCGCGGGUAGCCAUGUAAGUGCUUUACCGCGGGUAGCCAUGUAAGUGCUUUACCGCGGCUAGCCAUGUAAGUGCUUUACCGCGGCUAGCCAUGUAAGUGCUUUACCGCGGCUAGCCAUGUAAGUGCUUUACCGCGGCUAGCCAUGUAAGUGCUUUACCGUGGCUAGCCAUGUAAGUGCUUUACCGCGGCUAGCCAUGUAAGUGCUUUACCGCGGCUAGCCAUGUAAGUGCUUUACAUAGUCCUAGCUCUUUAUAAUUUAAUUUGUUCAAAGGUUUUGUAUUAAACACAAAGCAAAGUACAAUGCAGGAGAUUUACAAACAAUACAGUAAUUUAAUUCAUUUUUACAAUGGAUUGAAUUUGCAUGAGCAUAAUGGACAUGAUGAUUGAUAGGACUUAACAGAAGUGAAUCUUUUUCCAUAAGACUGACAGAGGGUCAUGCCCUUGGAAAUGUAUGACAUUCCCCAUUCAUUUUUUUGCAGCUGACUUGUGAUUCCACUGUGUAGUAUGAGCAAUGCUUUAGUUCCUAAUAAAUACGUAAAGCUGUGAAAAGGAACAUUAUGAUGAUUAUUUCGUCAUGAGAUGCUCAUUUUACUUGAACUGUAUUUCUGAGAACUUCCUAGACACCAACACAAUGUCUUUAAGACCCAUGUGCUUCUUUGAAAAAUGUGCACUAACUAACAAGGUUAAUUCUGUUAAAAUGGAACUGGUUCUACAUACAUCCUGUGAGUCUGUUAGUCGUGUCAUUCAAUCUCUUCGAUGCCCUUUGAAUGUUUAUUCUUCUCCUGUUUUACUGGCGACUAGAUGUGUAAUCAGAAUUGGGGAAAACCUUAUCCUUUGUUUUUUGUGAAAUGACUUUGAUUGGCUUAUGGAGCAUGUAGGUUUUCUACAUGACUUCACUGCAAAUUCUCAAUCUCUGGCCACAUUUAGGCCAAUUUAUAUAUUCAGCCCUACAAUGUCCCCAAUGUCUAGUGAUACUGGUAUCAGCUCUGAGUUUAGUUAUGGAUCUUGUAAACCAGUAAAGGAUGUUGAGUGAGUACCGUGUUACAUGAAGCACCUUAAUCCAUACAUUUAUGUCUGGCAAUAUCUCCUACAUCAGUACUAUAAAAAGUAUUUUUGACAAGCUUCUUGCUGGUGCCCUAAAACAUUGCUGUCUGUAUUUUUGGCUGAUUAAUGGAAGUAGCUUUCAGUGAUGACAAAAUUAUCAUGAUGGAUCAUACUGUAGGUUUUUCACAAUCAUCCUUAACCAAAAGUUAUGCAGAAAGUGGGGGGUUCACUUGGGAUUUAAACUGUGAGCUGAUUCAUAACCAUUAUGCUGUAAUUGUGAUCUUUAUGCAAUAAAAACUCCCAACGAAAUGCUUUAACAAGGAAUAAAGAAAAUGGCAGUAGUAUUUUCGCACCUCAAGGCUAGGAUGAAAUUGUUUUAUCUACCAAAUGGUAGCACGUCAGUGUGGUGGCAAAUAUCACAAUCUGUUGACUCUCACUUUAACAUACUGUGUAUUGUAAUAACCAAUGGCAGUAAUUCAUCAUGUUAUGAUCAUCUUUUUAUUUUUGUUCGGACACUUUGUGGAGAAGAAUCAUGUUUUAUCUCAUUGUUCUAAUAAAACACACAAAAUGCUUAGCA
Esox lucius (northern pike) is the source of this 6330-nucleotide messenger RNA. It is a transcript of the gene fnbp1l, whose product is annotated as formin binding protein 1-like. Gene Ontology annotation, biological process: signal transduction. The coding region runs from base 148 to 1977 and encodes 609 amino acids. Gene Ontology annotation, molecular function: protein binding. Lineage: Eukaryota; Metazoa; Chordata; Actinopteri; Esociformes; Esocidae. The record is from RefSeq and is a predicted model, not a curated record. The transcript is spliced from 16 exons.